Symbiodinium sp. CCMP2592 is the source of this 1350-nucleotide messenger RNA. NCBI's taxonomy places the organism in Eukaryota, Dinophyceae, Suessiales, Symbiodiniaceae. The record is from the annotation of a GenBank genome assembly.
AUGAGGAGGGACUUGGAUGGCGACUCGAGGCAUGAAGAUCCAGCCGAGAGGGUCAGCUCGGAGGAGCCCUCCACCAGCAGAACAACUGGUGGCCGGCAGAAUUCGAGCUCAAGGGUCGUGGCCAGCAAGACAAAGUUCUCGAUGCCGGACAGUGCAGAGAUCGCGAGAAUGAGGGAGGAGUACCUGCAGAACGCCCCGGUCUACCCCUGCUUUCCAAAGAGAUUCCAGCCCUUCCGUGUGGAGCUGUACUUCCUCCUGGAAGAGCCGAGUUCCAGUGCAUCUGCCAGAGUCCUGUCCAUCGUGAUCUUUGCAUGCAUCGUCCUUUCCAUCGCCCUCUUCAUGCUGGAGACCAUGCCAGAGCUGCAGGCAGUUCCAGAAGAGUUUUGGGUGGCUUCCGAAUGCUUCUUCACCGUUGUGUUCCUCUUGGAGUACCUCGCAAGACUUCUCGUGUUUGACGUCACUGGAGUCCCCAUUUUGACGUUCAUACGGACUCCCAUGAACGUCGUGGACGUCGUGGCAGUGCUUCCCUUUUUUGUGAUCGUGGUCCUGCAGUCGGGUCAAGCCAUAGGCUUCAUCCGGGCAGUGAGGCUUGUACGUCUUUUCCGAAUUUUCAAGCUUGGGCGUUACUCCACCGGCCUGAAAAUGAUGAUGGUCGCUCUAGGCAACAGCGGGCAAGCGCUGAGCGUCUUGGUGUUUUUCCUGGGCAUCGGCUGUGUUCUCUUCUCCAGUGUGGUGUACCAUGUGGAGAAGCUCUCCUGUCCAGACCGAGCGCGGUUCAACCAGACGGAGUUGGCGACCUACCUCCAGGAGUGCCACGUGAGGCGGCUGUCGGAGUUGGGCCUAUGCUGCAAUGAGUUUGACGCUCCGGUGGAUUUUCCGUCCAUCUUGCAGCUUGGCCGCAGGUCCAUAGUCACGAUGACGACGGUGGGCUAUGGCGACACGGUCCCACGGACAAACGCCGGCAAAGUUGCAGGCGCCUUCACCAUGUGCUCGGGUAUUUUGCUGCUGGCCUUGCCCAUCGCCUUGAUCGGCGCCCGAUUCCAAGAGGCGUACAACAUGGCGGUGUCCUCAAGGGGAAGUCCAUCUCUGCAGGUGCGCCGGAAAGCCAAAGAGCGGGAAGACCCUCCCACAAAGACCAUCAGCACGCGCUUGCGACUGUUGCGCUUCUCGAAUGCCUCAAUGACUCGGCUGGCGCGGGAGCUGGCGAAGGAGCUGGAUGAGGCGGCCACGAUGCGAGAUGAUAUCCGCAUGUUUGAGAAGGCGGAGAAGCAAUCACAGAGGCAGGUCCUUGACUGCGGCAUCACUGUGGUGCAGCGCAGGGGGCCCCGGUUUCCAUGGGGCUGUUUUUAG